Clupea harengus (Atlantic herring) is the source of this 1473-nucleotide messenger RNA. RefSeq names its product prolyl-tRNA synthetase domain containing 1 (gene prorsd1). Lineage: Eukaryota; Metazoa; Chordata; Actinopteri; Clupeiformes; Clupeidae. Gene Ontology annotation, molecular function: aminoacyl-tRNA deacylase activity. The record is from RefSeq and is a predicted model, not a curated record.
UUCCAGACAGUUACGCAGAAAUUAGCUGGAAAAUAUGGAUGACUGCAUAAAUUGUCUAUUUAUAAUAUUUGUGUACAUUCAUGACUUUUAAAAAAGAGGGACUGAUGCAGUUUGGUCCAGUGUAAUUCAGAAUAUUUGCAUUAAUGUAGUGGUGGUGGAAAUGUUGCUAGUGCUAUUUCCAAACAAUUACAUAGAAAUGAGCUGGAACAUAUGGAUGGCUGUCUGCCUAAAUGAUUGUUUAGGGGGAUGCAGGUUAGUCAUUAUUAAUGCCCAACUGAGUUAAUGCAAAACAAUCUACCUGAAAAGUUUUUCAGUACACCGACCAUUGAACAUACAACUUGCAUAUCUACAAACCAUUGAAAAUCUUAUCAAAGGCCCAUAUACUUAUAAAGCUAUACGUGUUCAAAUCGUAUCCAAAAGAACUGCAACUGAAGCUAACUUAAACGUCAGAAUGUAUGUACAUGUAGUCGUACAGCCGCAUCAACUGUAUACAAUUUCAACGUCUAUAGUGCCAAAAUAAAAUUGCCUCAAGGCCUGAAACCAAAACCCAAGCUAUACCCAAUCACCGGGUAUUUACCCGGGUGCGCAUGCGUCAUGGCGAGAGGGUAAUGAAAUGAGCGAUUCAUAGCCACACAGAUUUGUAAGAAUCUACGCUGUCGUCUUGUGAAAGGUUGCGCUUUUUGUAAAUAGCUGCUCCUCUAGGAAUACGUGAUGGGGUCAACUGAACUUCGGAAAGACCUGGAGAAGUAUUUGGAAGAACUCGGCAUCGAAACCGUGUCGGUUGACCAUCCAGAGGUGUUCACAGUGGAGGAAAUGAUGCCCCACGUGCAGCAUCUCAGUGGAGCCGUCACAAAAAAUCUUUUUCUAAAAGACAAAAAGAAGAAGGCCCUUUGGCUUGUUUCCACUCGUCACGACCGCCAGGUCAACCUGAACGAUUUAGCCAAGAAGCUGGGCGUGGGCAGUGGGAACCUCCGCUUUGCCGAUGAAGCAAUCAUGGUAGAGAAGCUUAAGGUGGGCCAAGGCUGUGCCACUGCCCUUGCACUGUUCUGUGACAAAGACCAGAGUGUCAAGUUCGUGUUGGACAGUGACCUGGUGAAUGGCAGCCACGAGAGGGUCUAUUUUCAUCCCAUGACCAACGCGGCUACUAUGGGCCUAAAACCAGAUGACCUCAUGAAGUUUUUAAAAGAGACUGGACAUGAGCCUGUCCUGCAGAGCUUUGAUUAGUCAUCCUAAAUACUUAUUGGUGUCAACUGUAAUGUUCAGGUUUAUGUAUGCCACUGACUGAAAAAUGUUACAAAGCCCUCAGCACUUGACUUGGUGUUCUUAGUUUAUGUCUCAUUACAAGCCUUAAUUAUGCAGUUCUUUUUUUGUGUGUUUCAGCAUUACGUUUGAAAUAGUUUAAUUUAAAUCUGAUAAAUGCCUUGUAUGAAAUGCGCCGUACAAAUAAAGUUUGAUUUGAUUUGAUUUGAUAAA